Molecule: messenger RNA, 346 nt
Organism: Pollicipes pollicipes
Lineage: Eukaryota; Metazoa; Arthropoda; Thecostraca; Pollicipedomorpha; Pollicipedidae
Product: DNA cross-link repair protein SNM1-like
Exons: 3
Biological process (GO): interstrand cross-link repair; double-strand break repair via nonhomologous end joining
Molecular function (GO): damaged DNA binding; 5'-3' DNA exonuclease activity
Source: RefSeq, a predicted model, not a curated record
GCCGCCCGCCCAGGACGCCGACGCCGCCAAAGCGGCGGCGCCGGCGUCCGAGGCCGAGACCAAGGAGCAGUGGUCGCGCAUCAUGUCCAAGAUGCGGCCGUCGUCGGUGACGGCCGCCCAGCAGCAGCGCACGCAGGUCAACGGUGACCGACCCCCGCAGCCGGACAGGAAGUGUCCCUUCUAUAAACUAAUACCGGGGGCGCCGUUCGCCGUGGACGCCUUCAACUACGGCAUCGUGCCAGGCGUGGAGGCGUACUUCCUGAGUCACUUCCACUACGACCACUACCGCGGCCUCUCCAAGACCUUCCCGAAGACCGUCUACUGUGGCAAGGUUACCGGUGAGUGU